AAGUUGACCAAAUUUCCCAAGUUGUGAAAAGUAUCUAAGCUUCUGUGCAUUUAAAUAAAUCAAUUACCAUGAUUCUAAACACUUAACAUAAAAUGACUAAUUGGCUAUGGAUAGUACUAACUUUAGUACUCUUUCUAGUUGGUUAUGUUCUAAGAAAUAAAACCAAUGAGAAGAAGAAGAAUCUUCCUCCUGGCCCGAAAGGGUAUCCUCUAAUAGGGAGUUUAAACCUAUUAGGCGAAAAACCUCACCGAGAUUUGGAAAGGUUGUCCAAAAAAUAUGGCCCGAUUAUGCAUAUGCGACUCGGCCUAAUUCCAACUAUUGUUGUGUCUUCCCCUAAGGCUGCCGAGCUUUUUCUCAAGACUCAUGAUCUUUCUUUCGCCACUAGACCGGUUCACCAGGCCGCCCAAUACUUGUCGUGGGGCCAGAGGAACUUAUCCUUUGGCUUGUACGGUUCUUAUUGGCGCGACAUGAGAAAAAUGUGCACUCUUGAGCUACUAAGUAGUCUCAAGAUAAGCACUUUUAGAGCUAUGAGAAGAGAAGAGAUUGGUCAUUUUAUCGAGUUCAUAAAAAACAAUGCUACUUCUCAUGAUGGCGGGGUUGCAAUCGAUUUGAGCGCCAAGAUUACAACAUGUAAUACCGAUAUGAGUUGUCGAAUGGUGUUCGGGAAGAAGUACUCCGACGAAGAGUUUGAUCCUAAGGGUUUCAAGGAAAUUAUCAAAGAGUUUAUGCACUUGGCUGCAGCUCCUAAUUUGGGAGAUUACAUUCCUUUUCUUGCUCCACUUGAUUUGCAAGGCUUGACAAAAAGAAUGAAAGCUGUUAACAAAGUGUUUGAUGACUUUUUUGAUGUGAUCAUUGAUGAACAUAUUCAAUCCAAGGAUAAAGAUCAACAUGAAACCAAAGAUUUUGUUGAUGUUAUGUUGAGCUUUAUGGGUUCUGAACAAUCUGAAUAUCGAAUCGAAAGGCUUAACAUCAAAGCUAUAAUUCUGGACAUGCUUAUAACCUCAAUGGAUACAGCAUCAACAGUAGUAGAAUGGGCAAUAUCACAACUCAUCAAACACCCAACAACAAUGAAAAAACUACAAAAAGAGCUCGAAACGACGGUAGGCAUGGAAAGAAUGGUGGAAGAAUCGGAUUUAGACAAAUUGCCUUAUUUAAACAUGGUAAUAAAGGAAACCCUAAGGCUUCAUCCAGUAGCACCAUUGUUACUUCCCCAUGCAGCCAUCGAAGAAUGCACGGUCAAUGGUUUCCACAUACCUAAAAACUCGCGUGUGUUCAUAAACGCUUGGACAAUUGGGAGAGAUCCCGAGUAUUGGGAUGAGCCAGAAAAGUUUUUCCCAGAAAGGUUUUCGGGAAAUAACAUAGAUUACAUAGGUAGAGACUUCGAGUUCAUUCCAUUUGGAUCGGGAAGAAGAAGUUGCCCGGGAAUGCAGCUCGGUAUGAUUGUGGUGAGGUUGAUGGUGGCUCAAAUUGUUCAUUGCUUUGAUUGGGAACUACCUAAUGGUAUGGUGAGUUCAGAGUUGGAUAUGAAUGAAGAGUUUGGUUUGACUAUUCCUAGGUCAACACAUCUUGUGGCUAUUCCUAGUUAUCGCCUUAAGAAGUAAUAAAAAAAUGUGAGGCUUUUUUAUUACCCUUUUGAAGUAAAAUAAAGAACAUGUUUAGACUUUUGGUGAUGCUAAUGCUUUUAUUUCAAUAAAGCUAAUCUUUGAAGAUAUUACAUGA
Cannabis sativa is the source of this 1719-nucleotide messenger RNA. RefSeq names its product cytochrome P450 71AU50. NCBI's taxonomy places the organism in Eukaryota, Viridiplantae, Streptophyta, Magnoliopsida, Rosales, Cannabaceae. Gene Ontology annotation, molecular function: oxidoreductase activity, acting on paired donors, with incorporation or reduction of molecular oxygen; monooxygenase activity; iron ion binding. The coding region runs from base 93 to 1601 and encodes 502 amino acids. The record is from RefSeq and is a predicted model, not a curated record. The transcript has 2 exons.